Molecule: messenger RNA, 792 nt
Organism: Cephus cinctus (wheat stem sawfly)
Lineage: Eukaryota; Metazoa; Arthropoda; Insecta; Hymenoptera; Cephidae
Exons: 1
Coding region: 1-792 (263 amino acids)
Source: RefSeq, a predicted model, not a curated record
AUGGCCGAGGUUCUACGAGAUGUACGGAUCAAGCUGGGUGAACUCAGAGAUCUGCCUGUCAUAAAAGGCAUGGUGGCUGAACUUACCACAACUACCCAGAACAUCGCUACGACUGUUAACCAGCUGUCCAAUGACAUGGCAACCAUAAAUACCAGAUGCAGCGCUUUAGAAGCCUCCAAUAUUGCACUUGUUGCUCGAUGUCAGGCCUUGGAGGAAGUGAAUGCCUCACUUGGUCAACGAUUGGAGCAAAUGGGGCAGCAACUCCUAGAAAACCCUACAAAUGUGGUAAACAUGACCUCUCUCCACGACAAGAUCGAGCGGCUUACUCAACAACAACUCCGUCAGGAAAUUAUUAUCUCCGGGCUACCUUCUGUUGAGGGCGUCCCUAUCACUGAAAUGAUAAAGAAACUUGGUACGGCUCUACAGGCCCCGACUGGUCCAACAGACAUCGUGGACACCUAUCGCCUCUCACCGAAACCUGAUGCGGCACCUCCGCUAGUUGUGCGGUUCUCAUCUGCUUUCAUCCGUGAUGUCUGGAUAGACCAAAAACGGAAGAAACCACUACUUACUGCCUCGGAAGUCCUGCCUUCGCUGCCCAACACCAAGGUCUACGUAAAUGAGCGUCUCUCAGCCUACUCGCUCAAUCUUCUUACUGAAGCUCGUGCUGCCGCCAAACCUCUUCGUGGUGCCAAGGUGUGGGUUCGUCGAGGAACAAUCUUCGUGCGAAAGGAUGGCACCUCUGCCCCCAUCAGGAUACUGGACCAUGAUGACCUCGCCAGGAUCAUCUCGUGA